ACUUGGCAUUUUGAUUGCUUUUUCAUUCAAUAUUUUCAAUAAGCUUGCAAAAGACUAUACUGAGCUACUAAUUAGUUGUUCAUAAGCGGUAAACAAUAAUCGCAGUAAGCGCUGUUAAGCUGACUCUGUGAUUUUUUUUUUUUUUGGCCAGCAAGCAGUUACAGACAAGAAGAAGACCAAGGCAAAAACAAAACAAAACCCGACAAUUGUACGCAGUUAACUUAAGCAGACAAAAUGCCAGCUAGUAAUGUUGAUCCUGUCAAGCCUGCAAGCAAGCAGGUGGGCACAAAUACCUGCAGCGAUACGGGUACACUGGAUCUGAUCAUCAAGUCGUUGAGGUCACCAACCAUGAUAUGCGAGGGCACGCACUUUGAUCGCAAGAUACCCCAUACUUUUGUCAUCUUUGGCGCUUCAGGUGAUCUGGCUAAGAAGAAAAUUUAUCCAACGCUUUGGUGGCUCUAUCGUGAUGAUCUCCUGCCCAAGCCCACCAAGUUCUGUGGCUAUGCGCGUUCAAAGCUCACCAUAGAGCAGCUCAAGGACAACUGCAGGCAGUACAUGAAGCUCCAACCUUAUGAGCAGGCCAAGUACGAUCAGUUCUGGGCACUCAAUCAUUAUGUAGCGGGCAGCUACGAUGGACGCACAGGCUUUGAGAUGCUGAAUCAGGACAUUCAGCUAUUGGAGGAGCGCAAGAAAGCCAAUCGUAUUUUCUAUUUGGCACUGCCGCCCAGUGUCUUCGAUGAGGUGACCGUUAACAUCAAGAACAUUUGCAUGUCUGUGGAUGGCUGGAAUCGCGUAAUCGUGGAGAAGCCCUUUGGUCGCGACGAUGUCUCCUCGAAGGCAUUGAGCGAUCAUUUGGCCAGCUUGUUUCAAGAGGAUCAGCUUUAUCGCAUCGACCAUUAUUUGGGCAAGGAGAUGGUGCAGAAUCUGAUGACCAUACGUUUUGCCAACAAGAUACUCAGUUCGACGUGGAAUCGUGAGAACAUUGCCUCCGUGCUGAUCACAUUUAAGGAGCCUUUCGGCACGCAGGGACGUGGCGGUUACUUUGAUGAGUUUGGCAUUAUUCGUGACGUGAUGCAGAAUCAUUUGCUGCAAAUACUCUCGCUGGUGGCCAUGGAGAAGCCCGUGAGCUGCCAUCCAGACGACAUACGCGACGAGAAGGUCAAGGUGCUGAAGAGCAUCGAGUCGCUGCAGUUGUGCGACAUGGUGCUGGGACAGUAUGUGGGCAAUCCCCAAGGCAAGACCGAGGAUGAGCGCACGGGCUAUUUGGACGAUCCGACGGUGGACAAGGACUCAACGACACCCACCUUUGCCCUGGGCGUAUUGAAGAUCAACAAUGAACGCUGGCAGGGUGUGCCGUUUAUACUGCGCUGCGGCAAAGCGUUGAACGAGCGCAAGGCUGAGGUGCGCAUCCAGUACCAGGAUGUGCCUGGCGACAUUUUCGAGGGCAAUACCAAACGCAAUGAGCUCGUCAUUCGCGUGCAGCCUGGCGAGGCGCUCUACUUCAAGAUGAUGACCAAGAGUCCGGGCAUUACGUUCGAUAUUGAAGAAACAGAGCUGGACUUGACCUAUGAGCAUCGCUACAAGGACUCGUAUCUACCGGACGCGUACGAGCGUCUCAUACUCGACGUCUUCUGUGGCUCCCAAAUGCACUUUGUGCGCUCCGACGAGCUGCGCGAGGCAUGGCGCAUCUUUACACCCAUUCUGCACAAGAUCGAGCAGGAGCACAUCAAGCCCAUACCCUAUCUGUAUGGCUCCCGCGGCCCCAAGGAGGCGGAUCGACUCUGCGAGCAGAACAAUUUCAAUUACUACGGCUCCUACAAGUGGCACGCCAGCAAGACCUCGCCCGUUAGCUCCAAUCUUUGAUUAACUAGACUUGACUUGGCUUGGUUGACUUUUCGGUUGGGCAUGUUGCGUGAUUGUUAUUAGUUUGUAACUAUAGUUUUAGCUAUAACUAUGGCUACUUUUAGUUAUAUUAAUAUAAAUUAUAUUAAUGGUUAAACAAUAUUCUCUUU
Molecule: messenger RNA, 2012 nt
Organism: Drosophila busckii
Lineage: Eukaryota; Metazoa; Arthropoda; Insecta; Diptera; Drosophilidae
Gene: Zw
Product: glucose-6-phosphate 1-dehydrogenase
Exons: 5
Coding region: 235-1863 (542 amino acids)
Biological process (GO): pentose-phosphate shunt, oxidative branch; glucose metabolic process
Cellular component (GO): cytosol
Molecular function (GO): glucose-6-phosphate dehydrogenase activity; NADP binding
Source: RefSeq, a predicted model, not a curated record